This is a messenger RNA of Carassius carassius (crucian carp), 1314 nucleotides long. RefSeq lists its product as uncharacterized. The transcript has 6 exons. The record is from RefSeq and is a predicted model, not a curated record. Lineage: Eukaryota; Metazoa; Chordata; Actinopteri; Cypriniformes; Cyprinidae. The coding region runs from base 475 to 1269 and encodes 264 amino acids.
UUAAACGUUAAAAAUGUGAGUUGUUAAAAUGUUCACUAUGGAUUGUAAAAAUACAAGCUGUUUUGUUUACAAAAAAUGAAUGUAAUUGCAAUUAAUUUGCCUUCUACCUCAAUUGUUCUAAUAAAUCUACUUUUGGAGCACAUAAGCACUGAUGUUUAAGUUUGUUCAGAGAAUAAAAGAGUCCAAACGGAUCUCGAGGGUGGAGUGUGAUGUGAGGGUUUUACUGGAUGGAAGAUCUGUUUGUCUGGACAGAGAAUAGGGGCUUUACGCCACAGGAAAGGGAAAAGGGAAACGGCUCAAACACGGUGACGCCUAAAGACCUUUAACUCUGUGAACUGAGCACACGAGUUCAGACUAUAGCAGUCCUGCAGAGACACAAACAACAUGUUUGCUGUGGGAGCGUCGCUCUAGUGCUUUUAUGGGACAGGAGUAUCUGGAUACAACAGUCUCUUUCAGGAAGUUAUAAGUGGUGACAUGGACCUAGGACUACAGCGAUUCAUCAGGACUGUCCUGCUUCUGCACGUCUGCUGGCUCUGGAGCGGCCAGUGUUUGUCCGUCUACUUCACAAACCAGCAGUCUCUGUAUGUGAUCGAAGGCCAGGAUCUGAUCCUACAGGCACAAAUCCAGCUGCUGGAUGGUGAACACGUUGCUAAAGUGGCAUGGGACCACGUCGCAAAGACUUCUGGGACGAGUUCAACAUUGGUUGAGUUUCCUCGUAAAGUCAAAGAUGGGAGAGUGACUCUGGAACAACAGGGAUCCACACUGAAGAUCAGAGAUUAUCAAGCAGCAGACGCCGGCAUCUACACGGUCACAGUUACAGAGCAGUCAGGACAGAGACGAUCUGCACACAGAACCGUUCAAGACUAUCUGGCGGUGCAUCACGUGUCUGUGAUGGUGAAUGUGUCUCACUGGGUUCUUCACUGUAUGGAGGCCUGGGGAACUGAGCCCACGUUCACUUGGCUGCAUGAGAAAGUGGUUGUAACGGAGAAAGUGGGUCGUGUUUCGGCAGAUGGGACGUCUCUGUAUGUCUCCGGCAACUUCUGUGGACACUUCACCUGCGUAGUGAGCAACAAACUGGGACACAGUUCAGCCACAUACACCGCAGAGGCGUGUGAAAGCACAAACGGGAGCAUGAUUGCGGUCGUUGUGUUUCUGCUGCUGAUACUGACGCUCGCAGCCGCAUCUCUGGCCUUUAUACUGUGGAGGAGACACAGGCAUGGAUAUAACAGAAGGGAGAGACUGAGAGAGCCGUGUGAAGAGCCUCUGUGAGACAGUUUUACUGCGUUCCUGUGACACUGACGAGAGCUGCUUGAC